UCCGCAAUCACUAUCUACUGUUAUUCUGCACUGCUUGGCACUGCCACUGCUUCAUAUUAACUGCCUGGCACUGCUACUACUCCACAACUCACUGCCUGGCACUGCCACUGCUUCAUAUUCACUGCCUGGCACUGCUACUACUCCACUACUCACUGCUUGGCACUGCCACUGCUCCACAUUCAGUGCCUGGCACUGCCACUUCUCCACAACUCACUGCUCCAGAACAUACAUGGAGCCAGGAAUGGCUUCCAACAUAUCCAUAGUUCUAAGCAUCAUCUUGAUGAUGGUGAAGUGUGAAGCCUCUCUACCCGCAUGUGAGGUCAACUGUAUCAUUCCUGAUACCUUAGUUGCCGACCCCUUCGAUUGUAAUAAAUACUACAUAUGUACGUCAGAUGGUGACUACAUUGAGGACCCAGUUUCCUGUCCCGACAACCAACUAUUUGAACCAGUCGACCAACGAUGUGUGGAUCCCAGUGUUGUAGAAGUCAUCUGUCCUUCUGACUGUGAGAGAUGUACCUAUAACUGUGAUGAUGCUAUUGUCAAAAAGGCAGCAAAUGAGUUCGACUGCUUGUCUUAUUACGACUGUAGUAAUUUCCUGCCAGUGCUAAUACAGUGUGAAAAUGGCUUAUAUUUUGAUGGUAAUACCUGCCAGGAUGAUAUAAGCAAGUGCUGUGCAUGUAGGAAAUUAUGUACCCAAGAAUAUCUUGGAUAUAACAUUUCUGAUUUACAUAACUGUUCUAACUAUUAUCGUUGUAAUGAAGUGGGGUUCCCAGACGAGAGUCAUCAUGUUCACUGUACCUUAGGAUAUUUCGACGAAGCGACACAGUCGUGUUCAACUAGUAACGACUGUGAGAAUGCAUGUCGAGACAACCUUGGUUGUACUUACGAAUAUGUCUGUUCGGAUAUUGGUUAUUUCCCUAAGUGUACUGAGGGUUGUUCCAGGCAUUAUUACAGUUGUGAUGCCUCUCAUAUUAACCAGCUAGCAGAGACAAUUACUUGUUCUGAUAGCAUGCUUUUCCAUCCUGAUCUGAUGUUGUGUGUUGAACCUAUAUUGUGCCCUUAUCCCCAAGAAUAAUAAGAAUUCUGUAAGGUUAUUGUCUACUAACCCAUUGGUGCACUAGAGUGCACGUAAGAACAAGCUUGAGAUGAUGCUCUUCUUAAUCUGGAUUGAAUGGUGGCUGUACAAACAGACAUAGUUGGCAGUGUGAGUGCACUCAUGGUAUACAGCCCUUGAAAGCGGGACUAAGAAAAAGAAAUUCUCAAAACACAAUUCUCCAAAUUAGGAUAAUUAGGUUAAUUAAACAAGGAGAGAAGCAAACAGCAACUAUUAUAAAAACGCAGUUUACAAAAACUCAACCCCAUCCAGCAACUCUCAGUUCACGGUACAGUACCACCAUGGUACAUUCAAUCAUCUCAACAAAGUGACCAACAAUCACAUUCUAUCCCAACACACUAAGAAAUCUCUCUACCAAGAAACACAAACAUUCAGCUACACGAGACACACCAGAAGUUUACCAGAUACCAUGUGAAGACUGCAACCAAGUAUACAUGGGACAAACAGGACGAACACUGUCUACCAGAUACUAUGUGAAGACUGCAACCAAGUAUACAUGGGACAAACAGGACGAACACUGUCUACCAGCUACCAUGUAAAGACUGCAACCAAGUAUACAUGGGACAGACAGGACGAACACUGUCUACCAGAUACCAUGUGAAGACUGCAACCAAGUAUACAUGGGACAGACAGGACGAACACUGUCUACCAGCUACCAUGUAAAGACUGCAACCAAGUAUACAUGGGACAAACAGGACGAACACUGUCUACCAGAUACCAUGUGAAGACUGCAACCAAGUAUACAUGGACAGACAGGACGAACACUGUCUACCAGCUACCAUGUAAAGACUGCAACCAAGUAUACAUGGGACAGACAGGACGAACACUGUCUACCAGCUACCAUGUAAAGACUGCAACCAAGUAUACAUGGGACAAACAGGACGAACACUGUCUACCAGCUACCAUGUAAAGACUGCAACCAAGUAUACAUGGGACAAACAGGACGAACACUGUCUACCAGCUACCAUGUAAAGACUGCAACCAAGUAUACAUGGGACAGACAGGACGAACACUGUCUACCAGCUACCAUGUGAAGACUGCAACCAAGUAUACAUGGGACAGAGAGGAUGAACACUGUCUACCAGCUAC
Molecule: messenger RNA, 2203 nt
Organism: Cherax quadricarinatus
Lineage: Eukaryota; Metazoa; Arthropoda; Malacostraca; Decapoda; Parastacidae
Cellular component (GO): extracellular region
Molecular function (GO): chitin binding
Source: RefSeq, a predicted model, not a curated record